GACAAGCAGAGGACUGCAGGGCAGCAUUCUACUGCAGCAGCAAGAGUGCAACACCCGGCAGACGGCAGCCGGGUCGGAAGCGCACGAUGCCGCCGCCACGGCGCCGCGCGGCGCUCGCGGUCGUUGUCGCUGUCGUGCUCCUCAUCGUGGCAGCCGCCGCCCACGCGCCCGGCGACGGCACAGCGGGUGAGUGCGUGGACGACGAGGGUGCGGUGGCGAGGAGGGAGCUGGGCGGGAACGGCUUCAUCGGCUACGCCGCGAUGGGCGCCGGCAACGUGCCGUGCUCGUACCGCGGCGCGUCCUACUACAACUGCCGGCCGAGCGGCGCCGCCAACCCCUACUCCCGCGGCUGCUCCGCCAUCACCCAGUGCAGGGGCUAGCGAUCGACCUGGGUCCAUGGCGCGCCAGUCUGAAUCUGAUGUCCAUGUACUUUGUUCAGUUCUUUCACCUUGUAAGACGAAGUUUCCUAGCUGUUUUUUUUCUCUCUUUUGUUUUCGCUUUUGAUUUUUGGUGUUGGUGCUCUUGUAUGUGUUCUAUAGCUGACACGG
This is a messenger RNA of Panicum virgatum (switchgrass), 548 nucleotides long. Its product is annotated as rapid alkalinization factor-like. The record is from RefSeq and is a predicted model, not a curated record. The coding region runs from base 87 to 380 and encodes 97 amino acids. Lineage: Eukaryota; Viridiplantae; Streptophyta; Magnoliopsida; Poales; Poaceae. The transcript has a single exon.